This is a messenger RNA of Bombina bombina (fire-bellied toad), 2254 nucleotides long. It is a transcript of the gene TTC12, whose product is annotated as tetratricopeptide repeat domain 12. Lineage: Eukaryota; Metazoa; Chordata; Amphibia; Anura; Bombinatoridae. Bases 69 to 2201 code for a protein of 710 amino acids. Gene Ontology annotation, molecular function: protein binding. The record is from RefSeq and is a predicted model, not a curated record. The transcript is spliced from 22 exons.
CACACACCUAAGGACAAACUGCUGCUCUCACACACACAGGACACUCGUAUAGACAAGUAAUCUAGAAGAUGACUGAAGAGGGAAGUUUGGAGACAUUUUUGAAGGAUGUUGAAGAAAUCAGUGAGAUUGUUCAGGGUUUAAAUUCUUCAGACUCAUCUCAUCGAGAGAACGCAUUCUUACAAGCAGACAAAAGACUUUCUUUGUUGAAGGCAGAAGAAGAUAUUGAAGGGACCAGGAUAAAGACAAAUAGAACAGUUAUUAAUAAAUCUCCUAGUGCAAACACCGUCUCAUCUCGACCUGUGAUAAAUAAGUCCCAAAUGAGCCAAGACACUUUCCUUGCUCAGUUAGAAAACGAUGCAAAAGAGCGAGCACAAAGGCGCAAGGAGAAAGAAAAUAUGGCAAAUGCUCUGAAGACUCUGGGUAAUGAGGCAUUUGUGAGCGGUGAUUAUGAGGCUGCAGUUCAGCACUAUACUGAAGGGUUGGAUAAAAUGAAGGACAUGCAGGUUUUAUAUACCAACCGAGCUCUGGCUUACAUAAAGCUGCAGAAAUACCAACAUGCUAUUUCAGAUUGUGCAUGGGCUUUAAAGUGUAAUGAAAAGUGUCUAAAGGCGUAUGUGCACAUGGGAAGAGCUUAUGUGGAACUAAAAAAUUACAUUGAGGCUCGGAAAUGUUAUUUGAAGAUUCCAGAAAUAGAUUCUAGACAGGAGAAGAUGGCAAAGGAUUACCUUAACCAGGUGGACUUUCAGGAGAGGAAGGAGUGUGAGGAGCAGGCGGCACGGGCUGAGUUUGAUGCAGGAAGUGAAGAGGCUGUGUCUGUGGUUCAGCUUCUCCAGAAACUCUCCAGAGCAGAUCAGAUUGAGCUGUAUUAUUCUGGAGGCAUCAAAUUCCUGAAUAAAGCCAUAAAGGACUGUACAGGACAGACAUUAUUCAGAACAAAUAAUGGCUUCAGCAUCAUAGGAGACAAUAAAGUUAUAAAACGGUGCAUGUUCACAACAAGCGCAGACCCUGUGGGUACAGAUCUGUGUCUCUCUGUCCUUAAUCUGUGGAAAACAAUCUGCAAUAAGAAUGAAGUGAACCAGCAGAUAUUUAUCAGCAACCCAGAUACAAACAAGGAAAUCAUUUCACUACUGUCCUCGGAAAUUCCUGAUAUUCAAUUCCAGACCUUGGCACUCUUGAGUAUAUUCACCAUGUCAGAAAGAGGAAGCGCUCUAAUGCUGAAAAACAUAGACCCAUGCAGCCUACUGCAAAGUCUCCUGCAAUAUGUGACUCUAAGGGAUGGAAGAGCAAAUGACGCCAUCACCAUAUUAAACUGCCUCACACUGGAGGAAAGGUUGAAAAUUCAUUUUAGGACCAACUUUUCCUGUAGAUCAUUAAUAUCCUUUGUUCAUUUACUGAGUAAUGUGGAGAGCUGCAACAGAGAGGUGCUGCCUCAUUGUAUCGGCAUCAUCGGAAAUCUACUUGAGGAUCAGGACAUAAGGAAGCAGGCAGCUGAGUAUGUAGAAUGCUGGGACGCCUGCUUGCUGGCAAUGAACAAGUGCACUUUACCCGACAGCGGAGAUGACUACAGAUACAUAUUGCUUGCGGUACUGGGACUCAUGCUCAACAUGUCCUUGGAAGUUACUCUAGCUAUUAAGGAUCGCGGUGAGGAUAUAUGUGACAGAUGUAUCUCUCUUCUGAGCAGUAAAGAUGGAACUAUUCUUACAAGAUGUGUGGGUAUUUUAAGCAGAGUUCUCCCACAAUGCUUGCUGGCUGCGGGACAGGCCGUAGACAGAGGACUUAUAAAGAAGAUGAUCAAGUUGCUAAAGGCUGGCAGGCAGAGGACAUCCCUCUAUGCUGUUAAAGUUCUUGCUAUCUGUACUAAAGAAAAUAACCAGGCAAGGGAGGAUGUGGUGAAAUAUGAUAAAAAGUUCAGUAUUUUAAGAAACUUCUUGAGUUCUGAGGAUGAAAUACUCGUUGGCAACACAGCCCUGUGUUUGGGAAACUGCUUUGAGAUUCCGGGAGCAGCUUCAUCUUUGCUUCAAACUGAUAUCCUGAAAAGUCUCCUGACCCACGCUAGUGGUAAUGCCAAGAGGACUACAGUUCAGCAGAAUGCUGCCAUUGCCCUGGGGAAGUUGUGCACUGCUGACUCCAGAUUUGUGAACCAGCUCAGGGAACUUCAUGGAAUAGAAAUUCUCAAUAGCUGUAUGAAAUAUAUCAAAUGAUUAUUUGCCGUCUUUUCUGCUGCUACAGUAUUAAGUUAAAAAAAGUGUUAAAG